This is a messenger RNA of Chelmon rostratus (copperband butterflyfish), 1101 nucleotides long. RefSeq names its product aldo-keto reductase family 1 member B1-like. Gene Ontology annotation, molecular function: aldose reductase (NADPH) activity. The transcript has 10 exons. The record is from RefSeq and is a predicted model, not a curated record. Bases 40 to 990 code for a protein of 316 amino acids. Lineage: Eukaryota; Metazoa; Chordata; Actinopteri; Chaetodontiformes; Chaetodontidae. Gene Ontology annotation, cellular component: cytosol.
CUGGCUGGUUGAUCCUGCUAGAACUGCAACAGAUUCAGCAUGGUACCGUCAGUUACCCUCAACAAUGGAGCAAAGAUGCCUAUUGUGGGUCUGGGAACAUGGAGGGCAGAGCAGGGAAAGGUCACAGAGGCUGUGAAGGUGGCGAUAAGUGCCGGCUACAGGCACAUCGAUGGUGCUUAUGUGUACGACAAUGAAGACGAAGUUGGGGCUGGAAUUCAUGCGGUGAUUGAUCAAGGGGUGGUCAAGAGGGAGGAACUCUUUGUUGUCAGUAAGUUAUGGUGCACCUUCCACAUUCCAUCUCUGGUGAGGGGAGCCUGCGAGAAAACACUCAGUGACCUAAAACUGGACUACCUGGACCUUUACCUCAUGCAUUUCCCAAUGGGAGCUAAGCCAGGGGAUGAGAUUUUUCCUUUAGAUGAGGAAAGCAAGUUAAUUUCUGAUGGCAGCAACUUCUUGGACACUUGGGAGGCUAUGGAAAAGCUGGUGGACGAUGGGUUGGUCAAGGCUAUCGGCAUCUCCAACUUCAACAAAGACCAGAUUGAAGCCAUCCUCAACAAGCCAGGCCUCAAGUACAAGCCCGCCACCAACCAGAUCGAGUGCCAUCCGUACCUGACCCAGGAGAAGCUGAUCAACUACUGCCACUCAAAGGGCAUCUCAGUGACAGCUUACAGCCCCCUGGGCUCCCCUGACAGACCCUGGGCUUCAUCUGAUGAACCCUCUUUGCUGCAGGAACCUAAGAUCAAGGCCAUCGCUGACAAGUACAACAAGAGUCCUGCACAGGUUCUCAUCAGGUUCCACAUCCAGAGGAAUGUGGUCGUCAUUGCCAAGUCAGCAACGCCACAUCGAAUCAAGGAAAACUUCCAGGUGUUCGACUUUGAGCUGAGUGAAGACGACAUGAAGACCAUGCUGAGCUUGAACAAUAACUGGAGAGGAUUCAAAAUGGAAUGGGCCAGCAAACACAAAGACUUCCCCUUGAAUACAGAAUACUAAAUCAUCAGACAAUAUGCGUCCUGACUAAUGUGCUUAUUAAGACUGAGCCGGAGAAAUUCAACUGAAAGUGAUCACUAUAAAUGCUACGUAGCUACUAAAGCAAGCUGCUCA